UCCCACUAAGGACCCUACUAUCAUAACUCCAUUUUUCUCUCCCUCUCUUCUCUUUCUUAAUUUACCUAUUCUCUCACGUCUCAAAUAUUUUCUCCUCCAUCUCUCGCCAGCUUCAAGAUAUCACUCAUUGAGCAAAGUAGGUCAAAAAAUUUGCUCAACAAGGUAAAACAUUUAUUAGUUAGCUAGCAGUAUGGGGAGAGCACCUUGUUGUGACAAGAAUGGCCUCAAGAAAGGACCAUGGACAACCGAGGAGGACCAGAAACUCAUUGAUUACAUUCAGAAACAUGGAUAUGGCAAUUGGAGGACACUCCCAAAGAAUGCUGGGUUGCAAAGGUGUGGAAAGAGUUGCCGUCUCCGUUGGACAAACUAUCUACGACCAGAUAUAAAGCGAGGUCGGUUUUCAUUUGAAGAGGAAGAGACAAUAAUUCAACUACAUAGCAUUCUUGGCAACAAAUGGUCUGCCAUUGCAUCUCGCUUACCAGGAAGGACUGACAAUGAAAUAAAGAAUUAUUGGAACACUCACAUUAGAAAAAGGCUUCUGAGGAUGGGAAUUGACCCAGUGACACACAGUCCUCGACUUGAUCUAUUGGACAUCAAUUCCAUUCUAAACGCAUCUUUCUAUGGUUCAUCACAAAUCAACAUCCAAAGGCUCCUUGGCAUGCACCAGUACGUGGUGAACCCUGAGCUUUUAAAAUUGGCUUCUUCACUCUUCUCCACCUCGCAGCAACACAAUCAUGACCCUGAUGACAUGUGUGCUCAAAAAGGUCAACAGAAUCAGCUUUGCGAUCCUCAAAUUCAGAACCAUGUUCCACACUUUGUCCAAUAUCAAGAUCCAAUUCAAGAAGUGCCUGCAUGCAGCACCAUGUUCAGCACCCCUUGUUUUUCAAUGCCUCUAACUCAACCACAGUUGGUUGAGCCAAAUAAUGUGGACCAAUAUACAUCAUCAACUUUCACAGACUUCAGUUACCAACAACUAAGUGAUUGGCACAAAGAUGGGAUUGCGUUAAGCACCUUAACAGAUGACUAUAUGCCUCAGUUAUCAAGCUAUAAUAAUUAUUAUAGUUCUAAUAGUCAUCAAAAUCUCAUGUAUCCUCAAGUGUCCGAACCUUCAACUUUUCAUUCCAAUAACAGCAAUCAUCAGAACUUCAGCUUCGCUUCAGUUCUAUCAACACCUUCGUCAAGCCCCACACCGCUGAAUUCGAACUCCACGAUAAUCAAUGGGAGCAACACAGAAGACGAGAGAGACCAAAGCUAUGACAGUAGUAACAUGUUGAAAUUUGAAAUCCCAGAUAUUUUAGAUGUGAAUGAGUUCAUGUAAUGUGAUCAGAUAGAUCUUCAAUGAUUAAAUCGACCAAAACGUUGAUCGAUUAUAUCACAUGUCCCCCAAUUGUUUUUCUUUUCUGGGAUAGCUUGAUUAUGGAUCCAUGAUGUAGGUUCAUACCUGUAACAUUUCUUAAUUUUCAUUAUUGAUUAAAUUUUCAAAUGUUUAAAUUUCUUAA
Glycine soja is the source of this 1499-nucleotide messenger RNA. RefSeq names its product transcription factor MYB102-like. The transcript is spliced from 3 exons. The record is from RefSeq and is a predicted model, not a curated record. Bases 191 to 1318 code for a protein of 375 amino acids. NCBI's taxonomy places the organism in Eukaryota, Viridiplantae, Streptophyta, Magnoliopsida, Fabales, Fabaceae.